Molecule: messenger RNA, 1455 nt
Organism: Mesocestoides corti
Lineage: Eukaryota; Metazoa; Platyhelminthes; Cestoda; Cyclophyllidea; Mesocestoididae
Source: the annotation of a GenBank genome assembly
AUGGGGGCUUCACUUUCUGUAGGCAAAAAUAGGAACGCUUUGCAAGGCCCCCGUUUGCACAAAAAAUAUGAUUUGAAGCCCCUUAGCCUGGGUCGUGGGAAAAAAAAUUCAGAGGACUCCAAAAACGACAGCCGGAGCUUAGAUCUACAAAAUACCAAAGAAUCCGAUAGCUCGGAAAAUAAAUCUGACUCUAGAAAGUCCAACUUGUUGCCAUUGGAUCCGCGGUUUGAGGCCAGCUUCGCAGAAACACCUCGUUAUGAGUUGAUGGGAAUUCAAACUUCCAGCCGAAGAGCAUUGUUCAAACGUCCUGGUUCUACUAGCACAGUGACCAUGGACUUAAGUAAAAGGACUGACAGAUUCGCAUAUCGCAGAUCAAGAAAAGACAGUGCCAUUCAAUGCGCAAUUCUUCCUUCAGGUGCAAGACGGGAUAUGCUUUGUAAAUUCAUUCAAGCUGGUGUUGGUCACGCAUUUAUGCGCGAUAAUGAAAGCAACACCAUCAAGCCGAUAUUUCCAUGUAGUACACAAGCCAAGUUUACAGAAGCGAGUUCCUGUAUAAACAGCUAUAAUCUACAUUCGGUGCAUAGGCAAGCGUUCGGUGACCAAAUGUGUCCAGUGAAGUGCACUGAUAAUUCUACAGGCCAAAAAGAGACAGUCGCAGAAAAUGAGGAAAUUCAAGGUGAACUGACAGAGUCGGCACAAAGGACAAGUUGGAAGGCCUCAUCAAAAGUAAACAUUAUUACGAAUAAUUAUGGUGAGAAACUAUAUGGAUAUGGGAACAUUUUACCGACUGAUGAGUACCCUAGCAAACCACAACAUUGCUGCCACUUCACGGAGUUUCAGUCCGACUGCCACAUGUUCGACCUGGCGUGUAGUGGAUGCCAAAACGCAUGGGCAAGUUUAAACCGAAACGGUGGCGUUAGACAGCCCGUUUUCUCUAACAAAAAUAGAAAAGUGUCUUCACCAUCUGGCAAGUUCGACCUAUCCCGCUCGCGUUCAGAUUCCAACCUCUAUAGUAAGGACUGGAAACAGAGCAAUGCAGUGGGGGCCCCAAAAGUUAUCUCUCGUUCGCCAACAUCGGGCAAUUUAGGAGGGAAGAAGUUUGUGAGGAAUCAAAGAAGUCAAAAAGACCGAUUAAACUCGGGUCGAAAUAAGCCAAACCAGCAGUCGAGGGCGCAGCUUGAGAACAAAUUUCGAUUCUACGUUCGGGAAAGCGACGAAAUAAACAAAAUGCUAGGCGACCCCGAUGAUCGCCGUAUAAGAACCAUAUGCGAGCGCUUCCAGUGUGACUUAGAUAUCUACGCGAAGAAUUUAAUUGCUGGAUUUAUGCAAUACACAGUGGACAUUGAAGCACCGAAUGCCACUUGCCUGCUGGGUUGUGUGAGGAACCUUGACUCGGCCCUGGGCUGGCACAUCGCCCCACAAUUGAUGGGAUGUGGCAUCCAAAAGAAGGACUGA